This is a messenger RNA of Thunnus maccoyii (southern bluefin tuna), 4253 nucleotides long. RefSeq names its product G2/M-phase specific E3 ubiquitin protein ligase (gene g2e3). Lineage: Eukaryota; Metazoa; Chordata; Actinopteri; Scombriformes; Scombridae. Gene Ontology annotation, cellular component: nucleus. The coding region runs from base 157 to 2373 and encodes 738 amino acids. Gene Ontology annotation, molecular function: ubiquitin-protein transferase activity. The transcript has 17 exons. The record is from RefSeq and is a predicted model, not a curated record.
UGAGGCUCUUUUGUUUUCAAAGAGGGAAAUUUAAAACUCGUCGACGUUAAUCCAAAAUAAACACAAACAAGCGGAAUAAAAGCUCACAAAACGACACGAAAAUGACCGCAAACUGACACUCUUCACACCCGAAUGUAAAGGUCGCUUCACACCAACAUGAGGAAGAAGGUGAAGGGGUCGCAGGGCGCCGGCGCCGACAGCAGCAUCCUGGAGGAGUGUUGUGCUCUGUGCAGACUCAGUGAUGAUGAUCCGGCCAUGUUUGGGGAAAAAGUCACACUCAAAGAGCAUAAACUCUCCGUGCACUACUUCUGUUUGCUGACGUCUUGUGGAGUUUACCAGCGAGGGGAAGAGAACGAAGGCGUGUUUGGUUUCCUGGUGGACGACAUCAAACAGGAGAGUCGCCGUUCAGCCAGACUGAGGUGUUACGGCUGUAAGAAGAAGGGAGCGUGCGUCGGCUGUUACGUCAGGAGUUGCAGGAAGAUGGUUCACUUCCCCUGCGGGAGGAAACAAAAGUUCAUCUCGCAGUUUACCGGCAGCUUCCCGUCUUACUGUCCGGAUCACAGCCCCUUCCAGUCUCUGUGUGUGGGCUCCGACCUCAGUCUGCCUCAGUCCUGCUCCAUCUGUUUGGACUCCAUCGAUCCCAUCCUGUCCUACUCCGUCCUCAAGUGUCCGUCCUGCCACGCCAGCUGGUUCCACAGAGACUGUGUGCAGCGUCAGGCCCACAGCGCAGGCCUGUUCUUCUUCAGAUGCACUCUCUGUAACAACAAGGAAAGCUUCCAGGAGGAGAUGCUGAGGAUGGGAAUAUACAUCCCAGAGAGAGAUGCCUCAUGGGAGUUGGAGGCAAACGCGUAUUCAGAGCUGCUGGAGGUUUACACGCGCUGCGACGCUCUCACCUGCCUCUGCGACAACGGACGCACGCACUCCGCCAAGACCGGUUGGUUCGAGGUGAUCCGCUGCCGCCUGUGUGGAUCCAGAGGGACUCACAGGAAAUGCUCGGGGCUGAAGUUGUACACCACAGACUGGCCGUGCACCGACUGCACGCAGGCUACUGACGGGAAAGCUUCUCUGGUCGCGUCUCCUCAGGGGGGUCCGAGGAGGAGUCUACUGUCCAAACGCCACCUGUCCUCCAUCCACUCCUCCAUCAGCUGUAAAAGACCGUCGUUACCUGUUGGCUCACCUGAGGAGCUCCUGCAGGCUUUGGCCCCUCAGCUGCGUCCCGUCGGGGUCCAGGUGGAGGUGAGAGGGGACCAGGCUCUGUCUGCAGGUCUGGACCUGGUGAGGAGGACCGACUUCGACCCCACACACAGUCUGAGUGUCAGGUUCAAAGACGACCAGCAGACCGCGUUUCCCAGCAGCCUCUGUGACGGCGACAUGGCCAGGCAGUACUUCCUGAAGCUGCUGGUGCAGCAGAUCCAGGACUCUGUGGUGUUUGAAGGUCCAGACGGAUCCAAAAACCUGGCACUGGACUCGCAGGCUCUGCGUGAGGACGUGUACUUUGACGUCGGCUGCCUGCUCGCCAUCUCUCUGGUUCACGGCGGUCCACCCGUCGGCUUCUUCUCCGGCGCUCUCUACCAGUGUCUGUUCAACUACCCGGCCAACCGCCCGCUCACCGUCACACACAUGACGCCCGACACGCACUUCACCCGCCAAGUCAGCAGGAUCGCGGAGGCGGAGUCUUUAGACAACCUGAAAGAAGCUGUAGCGGCGAGCUGGGAGUUCCUGGAGCUCGCCGGCUGCAACAGACCAAUCAGCAGCCUGGCGGAGAGAGAAGCUCUGGUGGAAGAUCUGGUGAACUUCACCAUGAUCACCAGGAUGCAGCUGCCGCUACAGAGGAUUCGAGAAGGUCUGCAGACUUUGGGCGUCUUCGAUCAGGUGCAGCUCUUCCCGUCGGCGUUCUGCGGUGUUUUCUGCGAGGCGGCGGAUCGGCUCACGGCUCAGACGGUCGGUCAGCUGUUCGCCGUUAACUUCUCCCAACAGGAGGAGCGACUGAACAGAGAGACGCGCGUCAUCAGCUUCUGGAGACACUUCCUGAUGGAGAGCGAAGUUGGGAGGAGCUCCAUCUCCCUGCAGGACCUCCUUUGUUUCUCCACAGGAGCUGAGGAGCUGCCAGCGGCCGGCCUCCGCCCUCCUCCCUCCAUCUCCUUCCUCCACCCCUUCAACUCCUCUCCGUCAGGAAUGGAAGAGGACGGGGGAGGAGAGAAGGAGGCGGGCAGGCCAGGGAUGGAGGAGUGGAGGGACGAGGGUCUCUUCCCUCAGAGCCAGCCCGGCUCCAAACACCUCCUCCUGCCCGUCACCUCCUCCUACCAGGCCUUCAAAAGCUCCAUGGAGCAGGCCGUCAGCCACCGUGUGCACCUCCUCCCCACCGAGAGAUAGAGGAGCAGAAAGAUGAACUCCCACAUUUAAAAACAAUUAUUAUUUUCAGUAUCGACUAAUCUAUGGAAUAAUCUAUUGAUUAGUCGUUUUGGUCAUAAAACGGCAGAAAUGACAGUUUUCCAAAGCUCAAGUCGUCCAAAACCCAAAAAUACUCGAUUAAUAUUCAUAUCUCAAAACAAGAAACUGAUGUCACAAUGAUUGACAGCUCCUCCUCCUCCGUUAUUGCAGCUCUACUGAUCGAGUUUAUUUUUAAGUCAUUUUAAAACCGUUUAUCGUAUGUUUCUAUACAAACUAAUGUUUAUUUUACAUAAUAAGUAGCAUUGGUGAUGAAUAUACACGGUGAAGCAUUAUGAAUCUGUCUAUUAUUUGAUUUUUUUAUUUUUAAUUCCUGUUAUUCUAAAGCAGCUAUUCCUUCCUCAUCUUGGAUUUUUAUAUGAUUUUUUCCUUUUUUUUUAUCAGUGUAAUGAAGCAUCUGAACAUGUCGGGUAAUUACAGGAUAAAUCUGGUUUUAUUCCAUGAAUCUUCACAUUACAGACUCAAACCAACAGUGUGACGGUCCGUCCAUCAAUACUUUCCUCCUUCCUCACUCGGCUCAUCGGUUCCUACUGAGGACUGAAAUCUUUUAAAAACACCUCAUGAAAUAUUUAGUUCUUUUAUAAGAAAUAUGGACGUUUCAGUAUUUGAUAUUCUUUCAAACAAUACAGCUAAAGGUGAAAAUAGCGGAAAUAAUAAAUAAUCAAUUAGACGCACUAAUUUUCCAAAGUAGAGUGAGAGUCUCUGGUGUGUUUCAGCUUUUCACUCUGGCAGAAAAUCUAAUCUGACAGAAUGUGUUUAACUGUAACUUCUACUUCAUCAAGGUUGUUAAGUUUGAUCUGAAGUUUAUACAAAAUAAAACACCUGAUGGUUGAGCAGAGACUCAGAAUCAAAGGCUCAAUAACUCACAGACAGGAAGCAUUUGUUGUGUUAUAUAGAUUUUUCCUGGUAGUUUAAAUAAUUUCUCCAUAUAGUUUAGUUGGAAGUUGAAUUUAAAGUAUAAACUUGGUGUUUUUGCUGUUACCAGGAGACCCAAACUAAUGAUACUUUUCUCCUUCUCAGCUCACAAAUAUAUCAUUAAUUUCUUUAUUUAAAAAGGCUUAUUCAUUUCCUGAAACACUUUAGUUUAAUAGGGCAUUUGUAGGGGACUAUUUUCAGCGGCGGAUGAAUCUGCAUUUGGUGCUGUUAUAAACUACGGUGUGUAUUAAUGGUGAUGCGGCUCACUGACGGCUUUUUAAUAGUUUUUAAACAAUAACGGAGGAAUCAGAUGAGUCACACACAGUAUUUGUUGGUUUGAAGUGAAGCAUAAAGAAAAAUAUAGAAUAUUUCCAGACUUAUCCUUCAUGUUUGUCUAUAAACGCUUUCUCAAUUAAUUCAUCCAGAAAGAAAUAAAAUCACUAUCGUGCUAUAAAGUUACACGUUGUAUGACUGAGGAUUUUAUCCUCAUCAUCACCUCUAAUACUGAGUUUGUCUGAGUUUAAAGAAAAUUACAGUUAAGUUUUUUUUUUAAGUUUUCUCAUCAGCUUCAUUGUAGAGAAACCUUCGUUAAACUCUGAACAGUUGGUGUAUGAUGUGAUUCACUGAUGAAGCUGAUCAGUGAAACGUCAUCAAACGUUAAGACCUGAAAACUCAGAUUUUUCCUUUUAAUUCAGGCAGCAAGUCGGGUGAAAAGUCUUAAAUUUGUGGUUUUUGAAACCUUGAAACUUUCCUUCAGCGUCCAGCUCCAGAUGUGAUGACAUGAUGAUUCCAUCAUAUCAUGUAAAUAGAUGAAUAUCUUUUAUGUUUUUUUCCAGUUUAAAAACUUUUGUGCUUAUUUUUAUAACUUUGCCUUAAAAGCUGCUUUUAAU